GAGAGAGAGAGAGAGAGAGGGAGGCUGGUUCCUGAUACCGAGACACGGAAAAGCAGGGGAGGGAGAGUUACAGAGAAAGACGAGCGAGGAGAGAGAGGGAGAGCGACCAGGGGGAAUUACACUGACGGACACAAACGCUUCGCGGGAGUCAAACUGACUACUGACAUUUUGGACGUGCUCACUCUCCCUCACCCGUCCAGACCAAAAUAUCGGAGCUCCAAAGCAUCGACAUCGCGCUAACCCAGAACUCAUGGGUUAACAGACUUUGUUCAGGAGAAGCAGCCGCCCAUUAGUCCAAUGAAUAACCGGAAGGAAGACAUGGAGAUCACGUCGCACUACCGGCAGCUCCUGCGGGAGCUGAACGAACAGCGGCAGCAUGGCAUCUUGUGCGACGUGUGUCUGAUCGUGGAGGGUAAGAUCUUCAAAGCGCACAAGAACGUGUUGCUGGGCAGCAGCCGUUACUUCAAGACACUUUACUGCCAGGUGAAGAAGAGCUCGGAGCAGCAGGCCACCAUCACGCACCUGGACAUCGUCACCGCCCAGGGCUUCAAGUCCAUCCUUGACUUCAUGUAUUCUGCCCACCUGGCGCUCACAAGCAAGAACGUCAUCGAGGUGAUGUCAGCCGCCAGCUACCUGCAGAUGACUGACAUCGUGCAGGCAUGUCACGGCUUCAUCAAGGCAGCACUGGACAUUAGUAUUCGGUCUGAGCUUGCCGACGAACUGGCGGAUAUUGAGAUGGGCAGCGUGGUGAGUUCCAUUGGAGGUGGGGCUGGACCGGGUGUGGGCGGGGCUUCUGAGGCAUUGGCAUCCAUGAUCUCGGCCCGCAGCUCCUCGCCGUGGUUGGCCAGGCGCACCAGCCCAGCAAACUCAUCUGGGGACUCAGCCAUUGCUAGCUGCCACGAAGGCGGCAGCAGUUAUGGCAAAGAGGAUCAGGAACCCAAAAGCCAUGAAAGCCAGGACGAUGUUUGUUUGCAGCCCCUGUGGCCUGCUGAUUACCGUUCUGUCCAGGUCAAAGAGGAGCAGGUCUCCCCCUCUAAUCUGCAAGACGGGGCGGGCCGAGGCUCGCAGGGAACACCUGGAGAGCAAGGAGGCAGAGGGGAUGGGGGCUGGCAACCCCCUGGCUCAGGUCGAAGGAAGAACCGUAAGAACAAGGACACAGUCAGGCACAUAACCCAACAGAAUGAAGGAGACAGUCGGGCAGCAUCGCCGCUACAGUCCAUGUUGUCCACACCUGGCUGGAGCUACAGCAACCAGGAUAUUCCAGGUGCAGAAGUGAUGGAGCCCAACAUUCCUGACAGCCGCAGCGAGCGCAUGGACUUCCUGGUAAAGCAGGAGGAGGCCGCAGCGGGGGACGGCGGGUUUCUGUCCGGGGAGAGGGACGAGGCCGUAACCCAGGAGAGAGCGGGCUCGGUCGCUAAUCUGCGUGCUGCUCUCAUGAGCAAAAACAGCUUGUUAUCUCUGGGGGCGGAGAUGCUUGGAGAGGACAACCCGCUUCUGUUCGACUACUUGCCCAAGGGAGGACACUCUCUCUCCCGGCCACGUGGCUCCCAUGGCACCAGCGGUUCCCACCAUCCAGGGGCCGUGUUUGGUAGCAAACACGGGGCGUCUUCAUCUUCUCCUCCUUCUACUCUUCCUCUUCUACUGCCGCCCCCGGGGGCCCUCGGUCUGCCGCGUCCUGGGGGCCCUGAAGUCAAGCUCUAUGAGGAACGGGCCCUGAAGGCCUCACCCACUGAGGAGGAAAUGCAGGAUGAAGUCAGCAGUCCCGCUAACCAUGCAGGGCUGGAGUGUGUCCAGGAUCCCGUAGAGGAAGAUCAGAUGGUGGAGGACAAGCAUGGAGCGUGUGUGACGGAGGUACGGGGCGGAGGGCCGGGCUGGCGGCGGGAGCUGGCCUGCUCUCUGUGUAAGCAACUGUUUAGCAGCCUGCUUCAGCUGAGACAGCACGAGUACAGCCACACGCUCUCGCUCAUGGCCCUGUCACUGGACUGCUUCGACCGCCCCCUGGCGGCCGUGUCUCCGCUCGACCCUCCGCCGGCGCGCUACCACUGCUCCCAGUGCCCCGCCAGCUUCACCCUCAAGUCAAACGCCGACCGCCACGAGAAGACCAUUCACUUGAAGCGGAAGCUCAUGCAGUGCGUCUACUGCCUCAAGCACUUCCGUGACCGCACGGACCUGAACCGCCACCUGUCGUCCGUGCACUCCAGCAAGCGUGUGUACACGUGCCACGCUUGCGCCCGGACCUUCAGCACGCAGAAAAAUCUGGCCACCCAUGCCAAGGUCUGCUGUCAGUCCGGCGUCCCCCCUACUGAGCGGCUGUGGCAUCUGCACGCCAUAAAGGGGGACAAUGGAGAGCAUGGUCACGUUCUUGAUUGAUUAUCAGUUACGCAAUCUGUCUGCCAAAACCAGCGAUUUUAUCCACUAGUGAAUGUGUAAACGCUAGGCCAUCCUGGUUAGGGUGUCAUUUUGGGCACAGCACUGUUGGCGUUUCUAUAUUUUGAAUAGUAUUUUUGUAUAUGGGUUUUAUAUAUUACUGUAACGCAGCUCAUGGCUGGCGGCACAAUUACAAUGCAAAAACAGAUGUUUUAUCAAGUUUCUUAUGAAAAAGCUUUUUUUGUACCGUGCAGGAUUAUUCCAGUUCUCACUUGAACCUGUAGAACACAGAGAUCUCAGUGUAUUGAACACCAUUGUUUUUUUUAUUUCUUUAUAGUUUUUUUAGCAGCUUACCAAUAUUAUUAAUGGUUAGACUCAAGCACAGGGGUUCCUCACUAACUUGGCAAUGUUCAGCGGUAAAUUUGACCAUUUUGAAUUUGUGCACAACGCUGCCCCCUGCAGGAGAAACCUUUUCCUGUGUUCUGAGGUUAAAGGGAUACUUCACGCAAAAAUGAAAAUUCUGUUGUCAUUUACCCACCCUUAGAUUGUUCCAAACCUGUAUACGUGUCUUUGUUUUGCUGAACACACAGGAAGGAAUUUGGAAGAAUGUCAGAUCUCACCCACCAUUUAUUGCCAUAGUAGGGAAAAUAAAUACUACGGGGGUCAAUGGGGGGUGAGAUCUGACAAUCUUCCAGAUAUCUUCCUGUGUGUUCAGCAGAACAAAGUGAUUUAUACAGGUUUGGAACAAUCUGAGGGCGAGUAAAUGAUGACUCAUUUUUGGGUAAACUGUCCCUUUAAGUGGAAGGAUUUGAUUGUGGGCGAUAAAGAUUGGGGGAUGUCCUAAAUUAUUCAACCAUGUUCUCUUUGACCGUGUAUGUGUGCAAGUAUGCGAGUGCACUACAUUAUGUCUGUAAUUUCAGCCUUUUUGAGCCUAAAUCACAGAGAUACAUGAGAUGGUGAAGGAAAGUUGUGUUUGCCCCCUGUGCGAUUCUGCAAACUCGAUAUUGGAGUUUAUAACAGCCAGCAAUAAAGCACAGGAAGGUUGGGGAGGGGUUACUUGGAGAGGGCGGAGCCAUGUUAACAGUCGUGUCAAAGUCAUGGUGUUGACUUCAUAUUGUAGAAUCAGGCCUGACUCUCAGUGAUCGCUGACUGAAGUGUCUAUUGCGAAUUAGUGUAGAAUGUAAUCUGAAUCAGACCUUUUCUCAUCUUGAAAGUCAACCACAAACAUUUAGUAGGAGUUUUGGGAAAUCUGCAAGAGUGAGCCCUGCAUACAUCAUACAUCAGUCAUUUCAACAUGUUGUGAAUAUUAAAGGGACAGUUCAUCCAAAAAUAAAAAUUCUGUCAUCAUUUAUUCACUCUUGUGUCGUCCAAACCUGUAUGUUGUACAUUUACAUUUAGUCAUUUAGCAGACGCUUUCAUCCAAAGCGACUUACAAAUGAGGUAAACAAUGGAAGCAAUUGGCACAACAUGAGGACAACAAAAAGCAUAAGCGCAGUAAAACUAGUCUGAUAUGGCCUACCACAUUAUACAAAGCUAAGGUUUUUUAUUUAUGUUUAUUAAGGAAAGAAAGAGUAGAAAAGUGAUAGAAGUCAGAACUAUGUUGUAUGUCAUACAGUUAUGACAAUGUAAAAGAUGAUUAGUGUAUCACUGAUCAUCUACAAACUUGUGAAAACUCUGAAGGAUCGUCUUGACACGUGGAAAUGCAUUCGAUGCUUUGAAGGCGUGCAAAGAACUGAGUUCCUGAAACUAAACCAGCCUCUUUCAAAUUUGAAUCAGUCAUUUUAAAGUUUGUCGAAGCCAAAGUUACUUUUUCCUCAACUUCAUGUUACUCGACUGAGUGUCACUUUCACAAACCCAUUCAUUUAGUUUUUUGAUCAUCCGUCUCUGACACAGCAUAAAAUCCAGUGUGUCACCUCCCUAAUACAAUAACUUAAAUCUGGCAAUACCUGUGAAUGUAUCUUCCAAAUUCUCACCAAAAGUAGAAAUUUGGAUUUUUGUCAAUCUUGUGUUUAGAGAUUCCAGAUACCCCUGUUGAAAAAAACAGCAUAUGCUGGUUAAAUAGGUUUUGAAAGCUGGUCCUGAGCUGGUUUAAUAUGGUCCUAAAUCAACUCAGGACCAUCUUAGACCAGCACAAACCAGCUACCAUUCUUCAAAACCUCCCUAACCAGCAUAUGUGUUUUUUUCAACAGGGAUGUGUAUGUUUUACUUUUGAAAAUUACCCAUGAGUAUUAUACCCAAGUCUCACAAUGGGCCUUUUCAUUCCACCUUUUCUUUUUCCACCUAAAGUAUAGAGAGCGGUGUUUGUGAUCUCUGUCCGCUCUCAUAUACACUUUGCAUAGAUCGUCUGAUCUGUGCGUCAUAUGCAAAGCUUGGUUCUAUUGUUUUAUCAAGCAAAAAUCAGCACGGUUUGUGCCAAGUCUUCAGGAAAAACAAAGUUUCCAAGAAACACGAAAAGCGUGGUAUAAUCAUUUGUGUUGUAAAACUGUUCAGCUCGGUGCUAUGUUAAAUGUGAGGUGCAUUGUGGACAAAAUCACCGUUUGGCUCUGAAUACAGAAAGAGAAAUUCGUAACUUGCACUGAAGUGGAGAUUUUCAAGGUCUUAGCACUUUCUCCUCAGGAAAAAUAAAAGACUGGUGCGCUUUAAUAUUGUUUAAAGAGGUUUGAACUGUGGGCGUAAAAACGCGUCAGAAUUCUCAGUCACAGCUGGGUUGAAUUGCACUAUUUUUGUUAAUAAAAUGAAAAAUCCCUUGACAGUUGUUUCAAGACUCAAUGCAUAGAUUCAUGUACAUUGUGUAUUUUGGAAGAAUAUUAUUGUGUGUAAAUUUGUAGCCAAUAAAUGUUGCUCUGAAACAUUAAGAAUACUGAGUGGUUACUUUGUUUCGCAAAGAACGUGUAUAGUUCACCCCAGAAUGCAAUUUCAGCAUAAUUUAUUCACUCUCAAAAUUUUGGGUGAGAGUGUGUGUAACAAAACCUGUGCCUGUGUUUUUUCAGAACAGAUUUGUGCAUCUCUCCACAACAUGCUUAAAAAGUGUGGAUUGUAAGUAUUGAAAAGUGUGACCAGAUUCUACAUUCAAAUGAGACAAGUGGGUGUUAAAGUCAGAGCUAUUUCAGCACAUGCUUAUCAGGUCCAUCAUGUGUAAGGAUGAGAAAAACCUGGCUCUCGGUUUUGUACUUAAAUACCUAAAUGGUGCCCAUCCAUCCACUAAGCCAGACUAAUGAGAUUUCAGUCCUAUAGUAUGAAUAACACAAAUCUGGUUUAUUGCUGCUUUGUGUGAAUCAUGCGCUCUGUAAAAUGGGAAAAUGCCAAUGAGAACAAGCGAUGUGGAAUUGACGUUCGGUUUUGUGAGUUUGUGAUAUUUUGUGCUGUAAUUGUUCGUCAAACAAUAGUAAGCCGUGCGAGUCUGUGUUAUUUCUUUCACCCUUCUUUGUUGAAUCUGAGCAGUAAAAUCUGUUUCGGCGCUGCGGUUGCUAGGGAAACUGUCUUUUGGGGUUGGUUUUGGCAUCUAAGGGCAGGUGAGCGAGGGAGAGUAUCCCUCUUCAGUGUUUGUCAAUGCGCUCUGACUGUAUCUUCAGCGGUGACACGGUGAAAGGGCAGGAUUGAAUGAAAAGGAUAUAAUUGAUGUGAAUGUGACAGUAUGAUGAACUUGACCAUUUAUGGCGAAUCCCACAUGGUUACGUUUAUCACAAAACAAAAAGAAAAGAAAUAAAAAGGCAAUUAUAUUUUGCAUAAAGACAACGAAGCUUAUCUUUUGUGACCUUAUGUCACGACAAUACCGGUUAUUCCCCCCAAACUCUCUGGGCAUUUUAAUUUGGAGUUUUUGUGUGAUUCCUUUUAUUCUCAAUAGUGAUUCAAUAGUUAGAUUCUUAAUAAAAAAUUCUGUCAAAUUUAACAGUGCAAACUCUACAAUCAUGUACAUAACAUAAAAAUAUAAACUGGAUAAUAUAAAUGAUAUUAACACAUUACGCUAUACAUUUGGUAACUCUUUACAAUAAGGUUGUAUUUGUUAUCAUGAGUUAAUGCUUUAAUACAAACACAAUACUUUGACAACAAUGAGCAAUACGUCUACAGCAUUUCUUAACGCAGUGGUUCUCAAACUGGGGGCUGUGGCCCCCUGGGGGACACAAGAUGGAUCCAGGGGGGGCACAGAUGUUGUGGCAUUUUAUGAAAUUUAGAAAUUUAUCAUACAUUUUAGGCAAUCAAACAGAGAAAUAAGAGCACCAACCAAAAGAAUUGAUGUUCUAGCAUUGUCAAACUGAAUAUGUUUAUGGUUUAAAUAAAAUUCUAAGUUUAAGAUUAUAUGUCUUGGGGGGCCGCAAAGCGAUGCACUUGACACAAAGGGGGCCUUACGACGAAAAAGUUUGAGAACCACUUUCUUAAAUGUUAUUUCAGCCUUUACUAAUACAUUUUAUCAUUUACAGUUAACUGUUAAUAUGCACAGUGAACGAAUAAUAAUGUCGGCAAUAAUUAACAUUAACAAAGAUUAAUAAUUGCUGACAAUGAUAUUAUUCAUCGUUAGUUCAUGCCAGCUUAUGCAUUUACUAAUGU
Molecule: messenger RNA, 6912 nt
Organism: Triplophysa rosa
Lineage: Eukaryota; Metazoa; Chordata; Actinopteri; Cypriniformes; Nemacheilidae
Gene: zbtb46
Product: zinc finger and BTB domain containing 46
Exons: 6
Coding region: 298-2370 (690 amino acids)
Biological process (GO): regulation of transcription by RNA polymerase II
Molecular function (GO): RNA polymerase II cis-regulatory region sequence-specific DNA binding; DNA-binding transcription factor activity, RNA polymerase II-specific; protein binding
Source: RefSeq, a predicted model, not a curated record